CUGCUGACUGACAGAAAUACAAUUGGCUCAGAGAUGAUGGUCACAUGAUCAAUAAUCUGCAGCUCACUCAGUUAUUGUUUAUAUUUAUUAAUGAAUUAUAAGAUAUUCUGUUUAUUAAUUAACUAUUAAAAUAUAUUUGUUUGUUUAAUAAUUUAUUAAAAUUAACAGUUUUAUAUUUGUCUAUAAUUUACAUCAUGUGACAGUUGAUGGUCCAAUCACAGCUUGGCUCCUUCUGAACCAAUCAGAGCGCUGCGUUGGUCCACUGCCUGACUGUAUAGAGGUCUAUGAGAAAGUUCUCAUGAGUUUGUUUCAUGAUGUUUAGAUGACAAACCAGCUGAUCGCUGUGACAUCACAGAUCCCAACAGGUCAAAGGUCACCUGUUAUUAUAGAUUCACAUCUGGAGUUUCAAGUCAGGAACAAACUUCGAUCGCCUUAAAAACAAAGUGAGAUGAAGAGAACGUGUUCAUGUUUUCAUCAGCAGUGAACAGCUGACCUUUAACUCUGAACUACACUGUUUACAUCUGUAUUCUGGUUUUAUUAGUCUGUCACGUGUAUUAAAUGUGCUUUAUAAAUACACUUCCUGUUUGUUGCUGCAGGAUUAUAUGUGUGUGUGUGUGUCUGGUCUGUAAUGAUCAGCAUGCUGACCAGGCAUGUGUGUGGAUUAUAAAAGCAGCUCUGAUUGUCUGAUCAGCUGUUUGAAGCUGCUGCUGCUCCGCUCAUCUCUCAGGUCCUCAGGUCGACAUCAUGAGUCCAAAACACGUCGUCUUCAAGAAAUCGUCCCACGACAAGUCGCUGGUGGUCUACAUGGCCAAGAGGGACUUUGUGGAUCACUGCGACUUUGUGGAUCCAGUCGACGGAGUCAUCGUGAUUGACCCGCUGCAGCUCAAAGGAAAGAAAGUGUACGUGAUGCUGUCCUGUACGUUUCGGUACGGCCGUCAGGACAUGGACGUGAUGGGCGUGUCCUUCAGGAGGGACCUGUUCCUAGUGACUCGGCAGGUUUACCCCGAGCUGCAGGACAGAGACAAGCUGACUCACACUAGGAUCCAGCAGAAGCUGCUCCGCAAGCUUGGGGACAACGCAUUCCCCUUCUUCUUCGAGUUUCCAGACAACCUGCCGUGUUCUGUGGCUCUGCAGCCCGGACCAACCGACGUGGGGAAGAAAUGUGCGGUGGAGUUUGAGGUGAAAGCGUUCCUGGGACAGAAUCAGGACGAGAAGAUCGACAAACAAAGUUCAGUUCGUCUCACCAUCCGUAAGAUCCAGUUCAGUCCAGAGGACACAAAACUGGUUCCAGUUGCAGAAACCACAUUUGAGUUCCUGAUGUCUGAGAAACCUCUGCACGUCAAACUGAGUGUGCCCAAAGAGACCUUCUACCACGGUGAGCCAGUCACGGUGAAUGUAGAAAUCACGAACUCGUCCAGCAGGAACAUCAAAGACAUCAGUGUGUCAGUUGAACAGGUGACCAACAUCGUUCUUUAUUCCAACGAUAAAUACGUCAAAUCAGUGGCCAAAGAAGAGACAAGUGACUCUGUCCCCUCUGGGACCAGUCUGAAGAAGGACUACACUCUGUAUCCGCUGCUGACUCACAACAAGGACAGACGAGGACUCGCUCUGGAUGGACGACUCAAACAUGAAGACACCAACCUGGCUUCAUCCAGCAUAGUGAAGCAGGAGGUGCUGAAGGAGCUCCAGGGAAUGCUCGUGUCCUACCGGGUCGUGCUGAGAAUGAUGGCGUCUGGCACGCUGACGUCCAGUGAGGUGUCUCUGGAGCUCCCGUUCCGUCUGAUGAAUCCGAACCCUGCAGCAGCCAAAGAGAGUGAGACAGAGGACAUGGUGUUUGAGGACUUUAAGCGAGCGUAUCUGAAGGGCGUGGUCUACGGAGACGACGACGAGUCUCCCACUGAGGCGUAAACUACAAAGAUGGCCGCCACAGACCAUGCUGUCUGUCUGUUUAAUUGUGAUUAAUAUUAUUAUUAAUAAUAAUAAUAAUAAUAAUGUUGUGAUGGUAGUUAAAAUCUGGCUAAAGGUUUGUUGACCUGAGAUUGUCUGAGCUGAUAUGUAUUUAUUAGUCAUUAAUAGAGCUGGGAUUUGUAGUCCGUAUUGGAAUGUUUGUAGUUCCUGACGAACAAAUAAAAGUUA
Centropristis striata (black sea bass) is the source of this 2136-nucleotide messenger RNA. RefSeq names its product S-antigen; retina and pineal gland (arrestin) b (gene sagb). Gene Ontology annotation, cellular component: photoreceptor inner segment; photoreceptor outer segment. The transcript is spliced from 16 exons. Lineage: Eukaryota; Metazoa; Chordata; Actinopteri; Perciformes; Serranidae. The coding region runs from base 745 to 1908 and encodes 387 amino acids. Gene Ontology annotation, molecular function: G protein-coupled receptor binding. Gene Ontology annotation, biological process: signal transduction; G protein-coupled receptor internalization. The record is from RefSeq and is a predicted model, not a curated record.